AUGGGAAGCCUCGAGGGUUCUGGGGAGAGUAACCAGGAUGACUCCGCACAGUCCUGGGAUGACCAAGAGAAUGGAAUGACGCUGGGAUCUCAGAGAUUUACCAGGAUCUACAGUAGAACCACCCAGAAUGUCAGAGAAAAACCAAAUGCUUUGGCCUCAAGUAUAGUAAACAAUUAUGAAACAGAGACUGGGGGGAGAGGCUUCCUGCCUCAAGAAAAUAUCACUUUGCUCAAAUCAGUCCUGAAGGAGGGGAGACUUGAAGAAGCAGUAGCUAUAAUCAAGGAGAAAAUUGAAGACAUGGAUAAGGCCCUUCUGAACAUUGCGAUAACAGGGGAGUCAGGCACAGGCAAGUCCACUUUCAUCAAUGCCUUCCGGGGGACUAGCCAUGAAGGUGAUGAUGCUGCUAACACUGGGGUUGUGGAGACAACAACAGAAAUUAUUCCUUAUGAACACCCUAAGUUUCCCAAUGUAAAGCUAUGGGACCUGCCAGGUAUCGGGACCCCUAAUUUCCAACCAAAGCUUUAUCUAGAACAAGUGAACUUCAAUUCCUAUGAUUUCUUCUUCAUCGUUUCCUCAACAAGAUUUCGAGACAAUGAUGCAAAUCUUGCUCAGGAGAUCAGAAAGAUGGGGAAGAAAUUUUACUUUGUUAGAACCAAGAUAGACAGUGAUUUGGAUAAUGAAAGGAAGGCUAAGCCCAGGUCCUUCAAAGAGGAGAAUGUUCUGCAGCAGAUACAAGAGAACUGCUUACAAAAUCUUCGUAAAGUAGGAAUUGAGGAUCCACAAGUCUUUUUAAUUUCCAAUUUUGAAUUAGCAUCCUUCGAUUUCCCUAAGCUGCAGGAUAUCUUGGUGGAAGAGCUUCCAGCCCACAAACGCCACGUCUUUUUGCUAUCCCUACCCAAUAUUUCUGAGGCUGCAAUUAACCAAAAGAAAGCUGCUCUUCAAGACAAGAUCUGGCUGAAGGCUUUGAAGUCUGGUCUUCGGUCCACGGUCCCUUUUGUGGGAAUCAUUAAAGAAGACAGUAUUGCUAAAUUGCAGAAGACUCUGAAGAAUUAUCAGAGUCUCUUUGGAGUAGAUGAUGCAUCUCUCCAUAAGAUUGCCCAGAAAUCAAAUAGGUCCUUAGAAGAUCUGAAGAAGCUUAUCAAGUCUCCAGAUCUGUUGACAGUUAAGAAGGAUGAAAGCCUCAGUGAGAAACUUGUGAAGUAUGCUGAGGUAGUCUUCUCAGUGAGUGGAGGUCUAUGUGCCACUGGCCUCUACUACCGAAAGAUUUACAAUAUACAAUUACAUUUCCUUAACACAGUGGCUGAUGAUGCUAAAAUUCUUCUCAGCAAGAUAUGGGAACCCCCUGCUAAAGAACGAUCUUUUUCUGAUUUGGAAUCUGUAGAGCCCGAUAAGCGGGUCUACAAGGAGGGGGUUGUCCUUUGUGAUAGGGACCCGAGGAGAAGUAGGGAAUCGCAACAGAAGCUCUGGGUCACAGAAAAGAGAGAUAUCUUGGAGCCCAAGGCAGCCACAGUGUUUCCCCAUCAUCCCAGAGCAUCGGAUACUGCUCUCCAUGAUGCAAAUAUUCAGAGCUUAGCCUCCAACUUUAUGCCAGGCUAUAGAAUGAUAAGUAGUACAGAUGGCAGCCUCUUGACUAAAGAUACUCUAACCUGGAUCCAAUCAGCCCUAGAGGAGGGAAGACUAGGAGAAGUGGCUUCCAGGAUUCAAGAGACACUGGAAGCAUCAGAAAACAUCCCACUGAAUAUUGCUGUGACAGGAGAAUCUGGGUCUGGGAAGUCCACUUUCAUCAAUGCCAUUCGAGGAAUUGGGCAUGAAGAAAAGGACUCUGCAAGCACUGGGGUGGUAGAGACCACCAAGGAGGCUACUCCUUAUAAGCACCCCAAAUAUCCUAAUGUGAAUUUCUGGGACUUGCCUGGCAUUGGGAUCCCUGAUUUCCAUCCUGAGACUUAUCUAAAUAAAGUGAAUAUUGACCAAUAUGAUUUCUUCAUCAUCUUUUCAGCUUCAAGAUUCACAGUCAAUCAUGUGAAGCUGGUCCAGGAGAUAAGAAAGAUGAAGAAGAAAUUCUACUUUGUUCGAUCCAUGGUAGAUAAAGAUUUGGAAAAUGAAAGAAAGGCCAAACCCAGCACUUUCUCUCAGGAGAAAGUGCUGCAAAUAAUAAGAGAUUACUGUCUGAAAUACUUCAAUGAUGAAUGCAUGAGUGAGGCACGAGUUUUCUUAGUCUCUAACUUUGAUCUAUCUGUUUAUGACUUCCCAAAGCUGGAGGAAACACUAAUAAAGGAUCUCCCAGCUUGCAAACGGCAUGCUUUUUUGCUGGCCCUGCCUGAUGUUUCUAAGGCUGUAAUAGACCGAAAGAAGGCUGCCCUACGAGAAAGGAUAUGGCUGCAGGCCCUGAAGACUGGUGCUUUGGCCACUAUUCCAGUAGCAGGCUUUUUUCUCAAUGAUUUAGUCACUCUGAACAAUCAUUUGAAACAUUAUCGAAAAGUUUUUGGAAUGGAUGAUGAAUCGCUUCUCCAAGUGGCACGAAGGUUGGGCAGACCUGUGGAGGAGAUCAAGGUCCCACUCAAGUCUCUGGAUUUGGAGGCACUCAUUAAGGAGGAGAGUACCAUAGAACUGCUCCUGAAACUGGUUGAGGGCUUCUGCUCUGCAAAUGGAAUAAUACUCAGUGCUGGUUUCCAUUUCGGAAAGACCUACUAUACACAGUUGCUCUUCCUCAAUACUGUGGCUGAUGAUGCCAAAAUCCUCCUUCAGAAAAAUUUAGGUGUCCCCUUUUGAGUAGGAUGAUGAUGGGAUGGACCCACCUGACUUGACAGAAUAGUGAGGGGGGGGGAUUCUUAUAGUCCAGAGCUGACAUGGCAAAUACUUGAUUUUAGUCUUACAUCCUUUCUAUUCCCAUCACCCUGAGUUAUUUUGCUGCAUCAAAACCUUUGCCUAUGGCACAUGUAAAACCCAGUGGAAUUGUGCACCACCUAUGGGAGGGGGUUGGGGGAAGGGAAGGGAAAGAACAUGAAUUUUGUA
Molecule: messenger RNA, 3012 nt
Organism: Monodelphis domestica (gray short-tailed opossum)
Lineage: Eukaryota; Metazoa; Chordata; Mammalia; Didelphimorphia; Didelphidae
Product: interferon-gamma-inducible GTPase 10-like
Biological process (GO): innate immune response; autophagosome assembly; cellular response to interferon-beta
Cellular component (GO): endoplasmic reticulum membrane
Molecular function (GO): GTP binding; GTPase activity
Source: RefSeq, a predicted model, not a curated record